This is a messenger RNA of Bipolaris maydis ATCC 48331, 1624 nucleotides long. Its product is annotated as S-adenosyl-L-methionine-dependent methyltransferase. Lineage: Eukaryota; Fungi; Ascomycota; Dothideomycetes; Pleosporales; Pleosporaceae. The record is from RefSeq and is a predicted model, not a curated record.
AUGGCCGUGGCCGGGUGCUUGUGCUCUCUCCUCGGAACACAAGCAUCAAGCGACCAUCGCUUAGCAGACGCAGCGUCGAGCUCUUGCACCAGCCUCUUUGGAAGGGAUCCAUUGGCAGCGCCCUGUCGGCUUUCCGGCGCCAUGGACGAGGGACCGCCACCACCCGAAGACGUGGUUGCCCCUCACGCAGGGCCUCCACUCAAACACCCAAGAGCUGACUCGGACGAUUCCGCGUCCAUUGAGUCCAUUCGCUGCGAUAGUCGCUCUGUUCGCACACUUGCCUCUGACGACCUCGACUAUGUCCAUGAAAAUGGCCGCACAUACGCCAAUGAGUCGUAUUAUCUGCCCUGCGUCUACAAGCCCAACAACGAUUUUGUGGAGCAGGAUCGCUUAUCCUUGCAACACGAGAUAUUCGUGCGCGCUCUCAAGGGAAAGUUGACAACCACAAAACUGCUACCCUCUACGCGUAGAAUCCUCGAUCUUGGCACGGGACCAGGCCACUGGGCCGUGUCCAUGGCACAGCAAUAUCCCCGUGCAGAAGUCGUUGGACUAGACAUUACCGAAUGGGACAUUGAAACCACCGAAGCCACGCUAGGCGAAUCUGGAGUCACUUGGGAACUCGAUGAUCUCGACGUUUGGGGGCGAGAAAUCGACGUCGACGAUCUGAUUGCCAAACUUGCCGAGCUCGACUUGGCAACCAACAUGAUUCACCGCGAUCCAAUCGAGUCUCCGAGAAAAAUGCACCACGACACUGGAUUAAGCGAUGCCACAAGUCCGUCAAAUCUAUCCCAAGAAUCCCUCACAAUAGACUUGACUUCCUUGACUCCUCAAUUGGAACCGGGUUGGCACUUCAGCGAUAAAUUCGAGCUGAUCCACCUGCGAAAUAUGAAAGGAACUUUUACCCGCUGGGAAGGCGUCUACGAAGAGAUAUACAAGAGUCUCUCGCCUGGUGGAUGGGUCGAGUUGGCAGACUGGGACUUGGGCCAAGUACCCCUUGGCCCCAGCGACAAGAUUGCAAUGCCCACCUUGCGCAAGUUGUACGUCGCUUUUAUGGAAGCAUCUUUCCGAUCUGGACGGCCCCUGGGUCUUUUCUACAUGCAUCACAGUUAUCUUGAAGAAGCGGGAUUCGUGGAUAUACAAACAACUCAUGUCAAUGUGCCCGUAGGGCAGUGGGCAGAAGACGAGGCACAGAAAUCCCUAGGCAAGAUGAUGUUUGUACUUGGCAUGGAAAUUUUCGAGCCUGUUUGCUUGCGUCUCCUGACACGGUGGGGCAGUAAGAACAAAGUGUGGACUGAAGAUGAGUUGAGGGCGGAUGUGCGGUUGGCACAGCAGGAGAUUAAAGAUUAUGUUGAGCGUUCAGAGCGCGGCGAGGUAGAAGGCUGGUGUGCGAGUUUCAAGUGGAUUACUGCGAGAAAGAGUUGGCAUGCUGAUAGGUGAGAGUUGCUGUUGGUAUCUUGGAUAAAUGGGAGGAAACUUUUUCUUAUGCAUCAUUGGGCAACGCGCGGGCGGCAUUAGUCGAGUUUAUUUUCGUUGGCUUGCAUGUGUGUCACUGAGCCGGAAGGUGGAGCCGUAGCAUAGACAUAUAACGAUGACGACUAGCCAUAUCAUCUACCCUUAUUGCAUU